Molecule: messenger RNA, 1361 nt
Organism: Camellia sinensis
Lineage: Eukaryota; Viridiplantae; Streptophyta; Magnoliopsida; Ericales; Theaceae
Source: RefSeq, a predicted model, not a curated record
UCUCUCUCUUUGCAGAUCCUCCUCUUCUCGGCACAUCUGAACACAAAUCGGAUCGAAAUCUGUAUCUAACUCUCUCUCUCUCUUUCUCUCUCUCUCUCUCUCUCUCUCUGUGUAUAUAUAUAUAAAGGAGGGUGAUUGGUGAGAGAGGUGAUCAGACGCGGUUGGAUCUAUCGUAAGAGGCUUGUGUGAGCAACAAUGGCGGAAGACAAGUACAAUCUUAAGAACCCUGCGGUGAAGAGGAUUCUCCAGGAGGUCAAGGAGAUGCAAUCCAACCCUUCCGAUGAUUUCAUGAGCCUCCCUCUCGAGGAGAAUAUAUUCGAAUGGCAAUUUGCAAUCAGGGGCCCCAGUGACUCUGAGUUUGAGGGAGGCAUUUAUCAUGGACGAAUCCAAUUGCCAGCAGAGUACCCAUUUAAGCCUCCUUCAUUUAUGCUGUUGACGCCCAAUGGCCGUUUUGAAACACAAACUAAGAUAUGUCUAAGCAUAUCAAAUCAUCAUCCUGAGCACUGGCAGCCAUCAUGGAGUGUUCGGACUGCUUUAGUUGCUCUAAUUGCAUUCAUGCCCACCAGUCCUAAUGGUGCAUUGGGCUCGUUAGACUACAAGAAAGAAGAAAGGCAUGUUCUGGCAAUUAAAUCUCGUGAAGCUGCCCCAAGAUUUGGUACUCCUGAACGCCAAAAACUAAUCGAUGAGAUCCACGAAAAUAUGCUAAGUAAGGCACCCCUGGUUCCUCAACUUAAUCCCUCACAGGCUUCUGAAGAACAUUCUACUGAUAAAGAGGAUGAAGCUAACCAGAGUUCUGAAGAUGCCGCCGGUGCAGUAACUCCCGGGGAAGGGCUUACAAAUCCAGCUGUGGGUGAUAGGAUUGUUGAAGAACCACAUGAAGCUUCUUUGAACGGGAAUCCCAGACCUGAGGGUAUGGGGGUAUCUAGACAGGUUCGUGCUGGACCCACAAGUGAACAGCUCCUGCAGAGGUCGGGACCGAGGGUUCAGAAACCGGCUGAUGAUCGCUUGUUCACUUGGGCUGCUGUUGGACUUACCAUUGCUAUUGUUGUUCUUCUGUUGAAGAAGUUCAUGAAAGCUAGUGAACAUGGUGCUGUUUUCAUGGAUGGAUCAUAAAUGUGGUGGUCGUUGAUGCCGAUUUUAAUGCCCUGCUUAGAUUUUGAGGAUACUAUAUUAAAUUUUCUAUCAAGGAAUUUGUAAUAUAUCAUAAUUUGUCUUGCUCGUGUUAAUAUCAUUACUACCAAUAAUAUAAAUAUGCAACGUGCUCGCAUUUGUUAGGCUUGUAUGAGGAUUCGUAUAGGGAUUGAACAGAAUGGGCAAAGAAUGAAGUUUUAAUUAUAUGAGAAGUUCAUUUUAUUGAAGAA